This is a messenger RNA of Triticum aestivum (bread wheat), 1944 nucleotides long. Its product is annotated as receptor-like protein kinase 7. Lineage: Eukaryota; Viridiplantae; Streptophyta; Magnoliopsida; Poales; Poaceae. Gene Ontology annotation, molecular function: protein binding. The record is from RefSeq and is a predicted model, not a curated record. The transcript has a single exon. The coding region runs from base 101 to 1162 and encodes 353 amino acids.
UAGAAACGCGGUAGAAAAAAUGUGCUAGUCCGAUCCUUAUAACCAAUCAAUCAAUCAGCCACAGAGCCAACACCAAGGAACCAUCCCCUGGCUCCCUGCCAUGCCGCCGCCACUCACCCUCCUCCUGGCCGUCCUCCUCGCCGGCCUCCAACCCGCCUCCGCCGCGUCAUCCUCGCAAACGGACGCCCUCCUAGCCUUCAAGCGAUCCCUCACCAUCCCGCCCGCGGCCGCAGCCUUCUUCUCCACGUGGGACGCCGCCGCUGCCUCGCCUUGCAACUUCACCGGCGUCACCUGCGACUCCAGCCGCUCCGUCGUCAUCGGCGUGUCCGUACGGGAGCACGGAGUCGCUGCCGCGUCCGUCCCGUUCGGCAUCAUCUGCGGCUCGCUGACGAACCUCACCACGCUCUCUUUGCCGUCGAACGCGCUCGCCGGGGGCAUCGACAGGGUCGUCGCGUGCACGGGGCUUGAGGAGCUCACCCUCGCGUCCAAUGCCUUCUCCGGCGCCGUGCCGGACCUCUCGCCGCUGAUCCGUCUCCGCAGGCUCGACGUCUCGAAUAACAGCUUCUCGGGUGCGUUCCCCUGGGCCGCGCUGCCCGCCAUGCCAGGCCUCACCGUGCUCGCCGCGGGAGACAACCCGUUCUUCGAGCCGACCAGUUCUUUCCCCGCCGAGGUCACCGAGCUCACCAACCUCACCGUGCUCUACCUCUCUGCCGCCAACAUCGUCGGCGCCAUCCCGCGGGCUAUGGGGAGCCUAGUCAAGCUCGUGGACCUCGAGCUGGCCGACAACAACCUCACGGGCGAGAUACCCCCGGAGAUUGCCAGUCUCGUUAACCUCCGGGCCCUCGAACUGUACAACAGCUCCCUUACCGGAGCUCUCCCGCGGGGGUUCGGGAAGCUAACGAAGCUACAGUACUUCGACGCGUCACAGAACAUGCUGACCGGCGGCCUCUCCGAGCUCCGGUUCCUCACGCGGCUCGUGUCGCUUCACCUCUUCGACAACAGCUUCUCCGGCGAGGUGCCCCUCGAAAUCGGAGACUUCAAGGAGCUCGUCUACCUGUCACUCUACAACAACAGCCUCACAGGCGAGCUGCCGCAGAGCCUCGGGACUUGGUCGGAGCUGACCUACAACAACAGCUCUCUUAGAGGAGCACGAACUCACUGACGGGGCCGAUCCCGCCGGACAUGUGCAAGAGCGGGAGGCUGCUGCUUGAGAAUAAAUUCUCUGGCGAAAUCCCAGCGACCUACGCGAGAUGCACGACCCUGGAGAGGUUCCGUGUCAGCAAAAACUCGCUCUCCGGCGAGGUACCCCAGGGCUUAUGGGCGCUUCCCAACGUCGAAAUUAUUGACCUUGCGGACAACCAUCUCACCGGCGGCAUCGGUGACGGCAUUGGCAGCGCCAGGUCGCUGGCCACUCUCUUACUCGGUCGGAACCGGUUCCUCGGCGCCAUACCAUCGUCGAUAGGCAAUGCCAGAAAUCUGCAGAGUUUAGACCUUUGGUCCAACAAACUCUCCGGUACCAUACCGUCGUCCAUAGGCAACGCAAAAAACCUCGAGUAUAUAGACUUUUCGUCGAACCAGCUCUCCGGCGCUAUACCGUCGUCCAUAGGCAACGCCGGAAAUCUCCAGAAGAUAUACCUUUCGUCCAACAAACUCUCCGGCAUGUUAUGAUUACGGUUCUAAGAGAUAUGACAAUACACUGGUAGAUAAACCAGGUUUGAGAUUCAUGCUACGUUUUUCUGGGUUUACCAAAUUGUUCCAUAGUGCUGUAUUAAGGUUGUUCUUGUUUCAAAAUGAAUCAUAAUGUUUCAUUGUGGACCGCUAUGUAAUAGUGCAUCCAACCUGAAAGCAGUGCACACUUAUUUGAUCGUACACCACCCUAGUCAGAAGCGGGAGAGGGUCACAUAGGAUCCCCCCUGCCCCCCAAAGUGCGAAACUAGCUCGACA